Molecule: messenger RNA, 978 nt
Organism: Lichtheimia ornata
Lineage: Eukaryota; Fungi; Mucoromycota; Mucoromycetes; Mucorales; Lichtheimiaceae
Exons: 4
Coding region: 1-978 (325 amino acids)
Source: RefSeq, a predicted model, not a curated record
AUGGUUGAUGCAUCGUAUGUUCGCUUACUAUACAGGCGCAUAUUAUGUGAAGGUGUCCAAUUCUUUGAUGAUCGAGCUAGAACGUAUAUAGUAAACCGAACACGAAACGCAUUCCGUGGCUAUAAGCAAUGUACCGAUGAGACACGAAUCAAAAACAAGUGCCGAGAAGCACGAAAGCAAUUGCACCGGCUGGAGAGAGCUAAUCGUGGCGAUCUCAGGAGUGGACUCAAGGUUCUCGAGUUUGCCUAUGGUAGGCGUGGAAAAACAAGGCAUCGUCUAUUACGCCCUUAUGUGCACACGCAUUUACCUGCCGAUCUUCCAGUACCUGAACCGCUUGUGCCCCAUGUUCCUCAUACAGCACCGCCACCUCCCUUGUGUCCACCCUUAGCAGCUAUCAUUCGCCAUACACUCGGCAAAAAACUCGAACCGGACCUUCCUAAACCUGAAUUCAAACCUUUGCAUCCUGGACGUCAAGCAAAUCUAUUAUGGCGUUGGCGUAGUGAUCUUUUGGCUCGUGUUCAGCUACCAUUACCAUUGCAAAUUAUACGUGAAUUGGAACAAAAGGCAGGUGCACCCUCGAAUGAUACCAGCACAACCGGUGGUGGACCUUUGUGGGAUGAAUUGUAUGGAGAUCAGACUACACAUGUGGAUAUCAUGCACCUUUGUCCAACUACAAAACUUGUACCACUAUCCAAAGUACAGCGCCAUCCACAACCUUUGCCAAGUUCUUCAUCCGUUUAUGACACUGCUUCUAUGAUUCGCUUUGUUGAUCCGUCAUUUGAUCCUUCGCUUGAUAUCCACGCGAGAAGAAGAAGAUUGAACAAGAGAAACAAAAAGCGACUUUAUAAGCGACUCCUGAAAGAGAUUCCUUUUCUUACACCUAUACCAUCAGCAUCCAAUCUAUGGGAUUCUAGCAUCAAGUAUUCGGUUGGGUAUUCGAAAUGGAUACCAGGCAGUGUUGUGAAUGUUUUACAAUAA